Molecule: messenger RNA, 289 nt
Organism: Neurospora tetrasperma FGSC 2508
Lineage: Eukaryota; Fungi; Ascomycota; Sordariomycetes; Sordariales; Sordariaceae
Exons: 1
Coding region: 16-198 (60 amino acids)
Source: RefSeq, a predicted model, not a curated record
UCUCCGUCCAACGCCAUGGAAAUGCAUCUGGCGCUCGAACGCCACCCUCAAGUCCUGAGAGCUGAAUUCCUGACCAUAUCGACUUCACUUUUCCGCCUGAGGGCAAGGUGUACUAUCCAAGGGCUCAAAGAGCAAAUGCCGUUGUUCUCCCCUCUGCAGAUUUUUGUCUUCCCCCAACACCAGAGCAAAGCCAAGUAAGAAUUCCAAAAGCCUGCGGUAUAAGCCUCCUCAACCCGUUACCGGAAACCCGAAACCGAGCCGAACCAAGCUUAUACGUCAGACAUGAAGC